Molecule: messenger RNA, 5236 nt
Organism: Argiope bruennichi
Lineage: Eukaryota; Metazoa; Arthropoda; Arachnida; Araneae; Araneidae
Exons: 12
Coding region: 341-2899 (852 amino acids)
Source: RefSeq, a predicted model, not a curated record
CAAUUUUUAAUGUGAUUGUCUUUCUUUUAGUAUCAUAGUAUUUAAAAAUCAAUAAGUUCGUUCAGACAUACUGAAGAGUUGCGCUAGAUUCAUGGCUGACGCUGCAGUUACAUGGUUUGUGUUUUGACGCAGAGGGGCAAGUAAUGUUUAGGAUUAACUUAGCUGCUUUGCAUGGCUGAUCUCUAUCUUCUAUCUCAUUAGUAGUAUUGAAACGUUUGAUUUCAAAUCUUCUAUUUAUGUCAACAUCUGAAUAUUCAUCUAUUUUAAUUAGAAUAUAUUAAUUGCUAUUAAGAAGAAAUGAAACAAAUCUUUAUUAGUUCCUUUCUCAUUACUCCUCUGAAUGGGCGCAUGCUAUUCCAAGAAGGCUAGUGGAGGGAAUCGUUCUUAUACAACAGUUCAAAUGGCUUCCACUAAGCUAGAGGAAGGGUCAAGAUUGGUGAGGCCCACCCCUUACACACGAACUCAGAAUGCAAAUAUUGAUUUUGCAGCCAAAAAAAGCAUUCCGUUGCCAUCAAAACACAAUUCACUGACAACUGCAGAUCAGAGUGAUCUGAAGAAUGCAAAGAAUACCUUCCAGUCAAACAUUCCUCGUUUUAGUUCUAGUCUACCUGUUUCAGCAUCUAUUUCAGGGGAACAAAAGACCAUAAUUAAUGAUAAUGAAGCUUUACAUGUUGUAAAUAAUAAUGCUAUAGUCAAUUCACGCUCUGCUUUUAAUGUUUCAAAUGCAACUUCUCCUGUAAAUAAACUAGCUGUUAGAGAAUCACAAAUCAAGCCAAAGAGUUUAGGUAGCAAAAGUUGUCCAGAUAAAAUUCUUAGUCCUGAUGAGAAACCUAGCAGAACGCCUUUGAAGGGAUCUGGUAUAUCUCGAAUAUUUAUGGGCAGAUCUUCUCCUAGUUCUUCACAAAAUAGUCCUGAAACUCCAAAUAGUUCGAAAAUGCAACAGCCUAAGGAUUCGAAGCUAGCUGGCAGAAAUUCCAGUGGGCCUAGUCCUGUAUCAAAAUCUCCAUCAACUAAAGGAUUUGAAAGCCGAGAUAGUUUAUCUGAUUUUGAUUCAGGUUUAGGUAACAGUCUGACUGAUAAAAAUAAACCUGAAGAUUCAGAUACUAUCAAGGAUAUAGAACAGCUUGAAUUUCAAGAUGAAAUAUCGCCUAGCAUAAGUGUAAAAACUUCUCCUAAUCGGUCUACAAGUACACCUAAACAAUCUGCUGCUGAAUCAAAGCUUUCCUUAAAAGCACCAACUUAUAAAAGAGAACCGAAUGGGAAAUGGAGUUUUGAUGAAAAACAUUUUGGUCCAGAACCAGUUCGGACUGCUGAACCAAAGCCUUUUGGAAAUACUAAUGGGUCUAGUCCUAAAGCAAAGCACUCUUUCAAAAUGAAUGCUUCAGAAAAUAUAUUUUCAACUUAUGCUUCAUAUAAAGGAUUGCUAUCAUAUCAAAAGAAAUCUUUCCAGCCUGCAGAUGUUAAAUUCAAUCUUAGAGAAAAGGCUACCCAACAGCAGCCUCUUCAGCAACAAUCUCCAAAUGUUUCUAGUAUUCCUAAAAUGAAAAGACAACAAAGUCAACCCAUUUCUUCUAGUGGAACUAUUUUCUAUUGUGACACUGAUUCGAAUAAUUGUAGUUUUGAUGAUGAAAAAACAUUAACAAAUUUAGAAAAACCACCUCAACAUCAACGUAAUUCUAGUCUAGAUUCUGAUGAAAAAUCAGAUAGCACAGAAAAUGGUGUCUUGAGUCCACCAUCUGAAGAAAAUAGAGAGUUUUUAAUAGAUGAUGAGAUUGCUGAUCAACCAGGAUUGACUUUUUUUGGUGAUCCAAAAUCUGAAGAUUCAGAUGUACAGUCUUUGCAAUUAGCUAUGUCUGAAUUGCAUGCCCUACAAUUAGCAAGUACUAAUAAAAGAAGAACUGAUAGUGUUAGUAGUUAUUCCAGCCGUAAAGGACGCAAUGAUCAUAGAGAUAGCUUAAUACUCGGAUCAGAACUUGGGUCUUCUUGUUCCAGCAUUGCUUCUGAUGAUUUAAUGCUUGAUUAUGAAAAAUCAUUUGAUGCUUUUCCUGAAGGAACUGUUAAUGAAGGACCAGCUUCCCCUAUGAGAAAAUUAUCAGAAGUUGAUGAAGUGGACAAAGUUGCACCUUUGAAAUCUGAGAAAAAAAUUGAUUUUGAAGAAAAGAGAAAGCGACUGCAUCGUAGAUCUUCUGGACCAUUAUCUACUCCAGCGGAACGAUUAGAAUGGCGUCAAAGGACAGUCAGCCUUCCUUUGAGACCACCCCGUCAAAUGACAGUGUCAGAAGCUGAUGACGGAGGUCUUAAACUUGAUGCUUCUUCUUACAGAUUAUUGUGCCAAGAUCUAAAUGGGGUUAAAACCCUACUUUUGAGACUAAAAUCAGUUAUUCAAGAGGCUGAAACCAUCAAUCCAUUUGACCAGGUUAAUACUAAUAAUUUAUUCUAUCACACUCUGGCUCAAACAGAUUUUCCUUCAAGUCUUGCAGCACUCACUAAAAGUGAUGAUAAGAAAGGACCAGAUAUAUCAACUAUUAUUGAAGAAAAUGCAGAUUUACGAAGACAGCUAGUUCUUUUGCAACAGCAAUUAGAAGAUAAAGACCAUACUAUCCACUUGCUUCAGCAACAAAUGACUAAGUAUCUGAAAGUUCAAGCUGGAUGUAAUCAUAGUGCUUCAAGUUCCAAUGCAGCUACUCAAACUGAAAGAAGUCAUUCAUUGACGGGAUCUUUUUCAUCUUCUUCAUCAGCUGAUGAUUCAAUUGAAACUCUUGUUAGUGUGCAGGACGAUUUUGAAAAAACAUUUAGGAAGAAGUCUCAAGAACAAGAUGUUUUGUCUGAACAUUUAAUUGAGGUUGUUCGCUUGCUUGACCAAACUUCUAAUGCCUCCCCAAACCAUUCAGAAUGUUGAAAACAAUAGAUUUAAUGGAGAAGAUUUAAUUAGAUAGUAUAUCUAAAAAAAAAAAAAAAAAAUCAAUAUUUUUGCAUAUUAUAGCUAAUGUCGGUUCUGCUGAUUUUUUUUUAUUACAUUUAAGAGGUUGUUUUUGUGUACCACAUUAUUUUAUUGAUUUUAAAUUUUUUAAAAACUAUUGUAUGUAAUAAUGCAGGAUGCUUCAAAAAUUCCUCUUGUUUUUUGAUGAAUGUAGAAUGGCUGUAAUUUCUACUUUUGCUGUUAAAUGCUGGUAAUUUGAUAUGUUAAUGCAAUUCAAUCAUAUUUUUGCGGGAAAGGAAAUUUUUUUUGAAUAUUUUAAAAUUUUAAGAAAAGGGUUUCUUUUUAAAUAUAUAUUUGCAUUUUAAUGAAAGUUAAUAAGAAAAAAAUCAUUGACAUCAAUCACGUUAUUGUUUUCUUAAUAUUGACGAAACCAGCCAAUUUUUGUAACCAUUUUAUGUAUUCAACCAUGCAUUGAUUAUGGUUAUUUUAAGUGGUAUAUAAGUGCUUAAAAACUUAAUGUAAAUUUUUGAAUCAUCCUGUAUUUAAUUUGUUUUAAUAUUCUCAAAAGUGUGGUUUUACAGAUUCAAAUCCAUUAUGAACGUUUCAUUAUAUGUCUUCAUUCAUUAAGUUGCUUCUUUUUAAGCUUUUUUUCAUUUUAAUACUUUGUUGCAGAAUAAUCACUUAAAUCUUUGGCACUUAUAUGAAACAGGAGCGGCCUUUUAUUAAAUAUGUUUAAAAAUAUUUUUUAAGAAGUUGUUUCCUUUUUUUUUACAGUUAUGUGUUUUUUUAAAAUGCUACUUUAAAAAAUUUGGAAGCAAAUUUCACAGUUUCUCAUGCGACAUUUAACAGGAAAUAAUAUAAAUGUAGUUUAUUGCACAUGGAUCUGAAAAUCCCUAACUUUCUUUAAUUUUGAUUUUUUUUCCCCUUUUCCAAAUGAGUUUGCAUAAAAUAUUCUAUUUCUAUUGUGUUGUCUUCUAUUUGUCAUCAACAAAACUCAAUGUUACUUUUUUUAUAAGCCAUAUAUUUGUACAAAAAUAUUUUGAAUAUUUUCAUUAAUGCUUUUAUUGUUAAUAAAUGAUGCUGCUAUUUAAAAUGGAUUAAUUAGCUAACAUAUUAUUUACUUCAUAGAAAAUCACAGAUAAACUGUUUUCAUUUGGAAGUAAAAUAAGGCUAUACUAUAAAGUCAAACUGAUCUCUACAUUUAAAAUAUGUCGAAGCAUAUUUUGAAAAAAUGUGCUUUCUUUUCUUUUCUUUGUCUUUUUUUUAGCUUGCUAAGAAAUAUAUGAAAAUUUUAUUUAUAAAUAUGCAUUAAUGCUGUAUGCAAAUAUGCAUAAAUUUAAUUCCAAUAGAUAUAUAUUACCAAUAUUUUUGGUCUGUUUUAUGACUACAGGGCCUUGGAUUUUUAUAGAACAACUACAUAAGUAGAUGUCAGUUUUAACUGCAUCUGUGUUUGACAUUUUUGGUUUAUAAAGAAUUCCAUUUUUUUUUCUAUUAAUUUUUUUUUAUUAUUGUAAUUAAUAAAUCCGUAACUAUUCCCAUUUUAAUUGGAUAUUGCUUUUCAUUGAUAAAAAUUUAUGAGUUUAAUAGCAGUAUAAUUUACUGGUGUUUUAAAAAAAGGAUACUUUGAUUUCCUUGUGCAUUUCACAGCCAUUGAGUAGACACCUUUAACCACCUAAGUCUUUUCGUACUCCCCCCCCCUUCUUUACAAUUUCUUGAAAAAAACUUGGUGAUUGUAAUUUCUGAAAAUAGAAUAGAAAAACAAUAAGAAAAUUUCUUUUUAUAUCUAGAACAAAUAGUUAUUGAACAUAAUCAAGUGAUUGCAUCGCAGCAAUAUAUUUUGCCACUAUUAGUUAAUUUCAAAAUGUGGAAACUUUUUUUUAUCUUAUGUUAAGGCAAAAGAUGAUUAUUGUAAUACUUGUAUUGACCUUCAUCCCCUCCCCCCCAAAGUUCUUUUAUCAAUUUAUUUAGUCCUAAUUAUUAUUGUUUUAAUGUUAUAUAUAAGGGAAAAUCAUUCUAUUUAUCUAUAAGAAAAAUUAACUUUUGAACUUCACUGAAAUGCAUAAUACUGCUAUUAAAAUUAAAUUUUUAAAUCUAAAAUAUAUGAAAAUAACAACCGUGUUUUCUUUUCCCCUUUUUUUGUCCUCUUUUCUGCUUACAAGAUAUAUUUCUUUUAGUUUACAUAGCUACAAAUCUUGUGCCAAAUUAGUAAAAUCAGAUAUUUAUCAUAGUUUGAAAUUAAUAUGAUGUAAGUCAUUAAUUUAGUUGGUUUAUUAAUACUAAUGUUUUGUAAUACUGCCAUUAUUAUAAAUCUAUUUA